Sclerotinia trifoliorum is the source of this 2507-nucleotide messenger RNA. Lineage: Eukaryota; Fungi; Ascomycota; Leotiomycetes; Helotiales; Sclerotiniaceae. The record is from the annotation of a GenBank genome assembly.
UGGUAGAUAAACCUUACCCCGCCAUAUUUUCAAAACCAUCAACUCCUUGGACAACCACCAGUGCAUCUCACGAAUCUCACCUAUCUCACGAAUCUUACAAUCUCACAAACUCUACCUGCUACAAAGGCUCAGCUAGGACUGCAUGAAAAGUCAGGAUUCAAAUUCAUUCUAUCGCACAAUCACACGUUCAUACAACUGACAAUUCAAAUAUGGCCACCGCGGUCGACACAAUGACAUUGUCGGAUAGGCAGAGGAAGCCAAAGGAUGUUAAUUUACCUCCAGAGAAUGAACGAUACUUGAGAGCAUGUUCAGAUAUUGCGAGCGCUUUAGUACAGGAUCAUGAAUCUCAACAGGAUCCAAAUGUACCAAGGAAGGAUAUCAAUUUGAAUAGUUUACGCGCCAAAAUGUCCAAACGUCACAGGCUCAGCAAUAUUCCACCAUUAACUGCUAUCAUUGCCGCCAUUCCAGAACAUUAUAAGAAAUAUAUCCUUCCAAAGUUGAUCGCAAAACCCAUUAGUAUGUAUUCCUACGCGCAUUAACAUCUGCGGGCUAACAGUACACAAGGGAGUGCUUCUGGUAUUGCAGUUGUCGCAGUUAUGUGUAAACCACAUCGAUGUCCUCAUAUCGCAUACACAGGAAACAUUUGCGUCUAUUGCCCUGGCGGGCCUGACUCUGAUUUCGAAUAUUCUACACAAUCAUAUACCGGUUACGAACCUACAUCGAUGAGAGCUAUUCGAGCACGAUACGACCCUUUCGAACAGGCUAGAGGACGGGUAGAUCAAAUCAAGUCUUUGGGUCACAGUGUCGACAAGGUUGAAUAUAUCAUUAUGGGUGGAACUUUCAUGUCACUAUCUGAAAGCUACAGAGAUGGGUUUAUCUCCCAAUUACACAAUGCGCUUAGUGGAUACCAGGGAAACAAUGUCGAUGAAGCAGUUCAAGCCGGAGAGAUGAGCAACAUUAAAUGUGUCGGUAUUACAAUCGAAACACGACCGGAUUACUGUCUGCAGCCACAUUUAUCUGCCAUGUUGAGGUAUGGCUGUACCCGUUUGGAAAUUGGUGUGCAGUCCCUAUAUGAGGAUGUCGCUCGAGAUACCAAUAGAGGUCACACCGUUGCUGCGGUCGCAGAAACAUUUUGCUUAGCGAAGGAUGCUGGUUUCAAAGUUGUGAGCCAUAUGAUGCCAGAUUUACCUAAUGUCGGAAUGGAGAGAGACUUGGAUCAAUUCCGGGAAUAUUUCGAAAAUCCGGCCUUCAGAACCGAUGGUCUCAAAAUUUACCCAACACUUGUCAUUCGCGGAACUGGUUUAUAUGAACUCUGGAGAACUGGCAGAUACAAGAACUACACACCAAAUGCCCUGAUUGAUAUAGUCGCUCGUAUACUCGCUCUCGUACCACCCUGGACUCGUAUUUAUCGUGUUCAAAGAGAUAUACCAAUGCCUUUGGUUACAUCUGGUGUUGAGAAUGGAAAUCUUCGAGAGCUUGCAUUGAGCAGAAUGAAGGAUUUUGGUACUACCUGUCGUGAUGUCCGAACUCGUGAAGUUGGUAUCAAUGAAGUCAAGAAUAAGAUCCGUCCUUCUCAAGUUGAGCUUGUACGAAGAGAUUAUACCGCGAACAAAGGAUGGGAGACAUUUUUGGCAUAUGAAGAUCCAAAGCAGGAUAUCCUAAUUGGAUUACUCCGCUUGAGAAAGUGUUCCUCCACACACACUUUCAGACCUGAACUUACUGGACAACCCACGAGCAUAAUUCGUGAGCUUCACGUUUAUGGUUCAGCUGUACCUGUUCAUGCUCGUGAUCCAAGGAAGUUCCAGCAUCAAGGAUAUGGUACAUUACUCAUGGAAGAGGCCGAAAGAAUUGCUCGAAAUGAACAUGGAAGUACGAAGAUAAGUGUCAUCAGUGGUGUUGGUACGAGGGAUUAUUACCGAAGAUUAGGAUACUGGCUCGAUGGCCCUUACAUGAGCAAGAUGCUACCACCAAAGGAUGAUGAGGAUAGUGAUGAUGACUUCUGAUGUCAAAAUAUCCAGGAAUCCUUCACUCAAGUCGUGGCGCUCCGCUGUGAAAUGUAUCAAGAAGCUUAGCUGAGAACGCGAUUGAUUGUGCUCACUAUAUUUGGGUAACCAUGGCUCGGUUUUGGCGCUUUGGACCAUAGCAGGAUAUUUUACCUACGCUUUGCAAAAGGUCUAAGGUCAUUUGCUGGAACCUGAAGUCCAGAAUUUUUCCAAGUGAUAUUACACCGGAAGAAGUAGUUGAUGUUCUGGAUGCUAGGCCAGGAACUCCCGUGUGUUGGCAGUUGACUCUCGUCACUGAAACAUCCUCCUCCUCCUCGCGGUAUUGUCAUUUCCAGAAAAAUAUCUCCUAUGCCAAGAGUGUGCUGAAUGCUAUUGUCUUUCACCUCGUCAUUAUCGGAUGUUUCAUUCGUUCCCCGCCUGGAUAUGAACCAUUGCAGAGUAUGUCCACAUUUUCCAGUCUUAUUUCAAUCACAUCAACUGGAGGCACGUCUAGGUAUGGGCCAU